AAAAGCAAAAAAGGAGUUAGUAUUAUAGGUGCCAUUUCCAGGUAAUUCACGAGCGGAAAAUCAUAUAAAUCCAAAAAGACAGUGCAUUAUAAUAAUGGAGUAAUGUAUCGGUGUCCCCCCCCCCCCCCACCACGCCCCACCCGCUAUCGCUCUCAUUACAACUAUUCCAAUUCACUCACUCUCAUGUCCUUAUUAUUUCCCUCCCUCCCCUUUAUCUUCUUCUCAUUCACAAGCAACCCCUUUUUCCAUUCGUCACUUCCAUCAUUCUUCCUUCGUCAUAAAUGCAUGUAUAUAUAUAGCCAUAUAAUUCCAGUUGUUGUUCUAGGAAAUUGCAUGUAAAUUUUCAGAAUUAUGACUCGGCUUUUGCGAUCUAAGUCGUAUACAUUUGGCCGUCGGGUGUCUGCUUCCAGUUCCUCAACAGUACUAGACUUGUCGCCUCGAUGUUCCUCGCUCUAUGAUUACGAACAAGUGAAUAAAGAAGAAGAAGAAGAAGAGGAGGAGGAAGAAGAAGAGUUUUUGAGUCCGGUUCGGGUUUCGGGCGAUGAGCGUAGACGUGAGAGCAAUGAGAAUAAUCAAUCCCCAAUUCUGGCGGUUCUGGUGACGGCGUUAAGGAAGUCGUUGGUGACUUGCAGUGUGGAUAGGGAUGAUGUGGCUAAUAUGGAUAUUGGAUGGCCUACUGAUGUUUGUCAUGUUUCUCACGUCACCUUUGAUCGUUUCAAUGGCUUCCUUGGAUUGCCUAUUGAGCUCCAGCCUGAAGUCCCCCGUAAAGUCCCUAGCGCAAGUGCAAGUGUAUUUGGAGUUUCUGUCCAGUCAAUGCAGUGUUCAUAUGACAAUAGAGGAAACAGUGUGCCAACAAUACUUCUUGAGCUGCAGAGUCGUCUGUAUACUGAAGGAGGCCUUCAAGUAGAAGGAAUAUUCCGGAUUAAUGCUGAGAAUAGUCAAGGAGAAACUGUGAGGAACCAGCUGAAUAGUAGAGGCAUUGUACCAUAUGGAAUUGAUGUUCAUUGUUUGGCAGGAUUGAUUAAGGCAUGGUUUAGGGAGCUGCCUACAGGUGUACUAGAUUCCCUAACCCCGGAGCAGGUGAUGAAUUGCAACACUGAAGAAGAGUGCACCCAACUAGUGAGCUUACUUCCUCCAACUGAAGCCGGACUGCUUGACUGGGCAAUCAAUUUAAUGGCAGACGUUGUGCAUAAUGAGUGUUAUAACAAGAUGAAUGCAAGGAAUAUUGCCAUGGUUUUUGCCCCUAACAUGACUCAGAUGGUUGAUCCUUUGACCGCACUGAUUCAUGCAGUCCAAGUAAUGAACUUCCUUAAGACACUUGUUAUAAAGACCCUUCGUGAAAGAGAAGAGUCACAUGUGACAUGCCAAAUGCAGUCACCAUGUGCUAACAUUUCCAGUUGCAUGGCAGAUUAUCUCUCUAAACAAUCAAAUGGAGUACUUACAAAAGAACCAGUUCUGGACGUCUGUUCUCACGAAGAGCAAACUGCUGGUGAACUCUCAAGAAGUAACACUUUAGACAGUACAGAGUGCGAGUCAGGGGAGCAAUUCUGGAACUGUAGGAGCACAAGUGAUGCUGGAGAGGAAUGCGAUUCCAUUGUGAAGACAUCUCCAGUUGCUCACAAAAGACAAACACUAGAGAGUAGGUUUAAAGAGGGAUUCGACACGGAGGAGGUUGAGAAUACAGUGGUUAGGCUUAGUUUAAGGAAAGGAAUGCAAAAGCUAUGCAGGCAUCCUGUAUUUCAACUGAGUAAGCCAGUGAAGAAGAGCAGACUUAUCGGGAUUGUAAAUAGUAGGAGAGGAGGCGGAGAAGCAUUGGCAUGACAAUGUCUGCCUCAAAGUAUAGGAUGGGAUAUUUGUUAUCUCUUUGUUCUCAAUAUUUGCUGUAGUUUGUACUAAUACUGGCGUCAGUAAUGUUUGGUCCAGAAUCUAGUGAGAGAACCAUUUUAUUCGUAGAGUGUUCCAGAUACUAACUUGUAGUUUGAUGAACAUAUUAAUGAAGGUGUGCCUCUAUGUAUAAUUUGUUUCUUCA
Capsicum annuum is the source of this 2029-nucleotide messenger RNA. Its product is annotated as rho GTPase-activating protein 5. Gene Ontology annotation, molecular function: GTPase activator activity. The transcript is spliced from 5 exons. The record is from RefSeq and is a predicted model, not a curated record. Bases 352 to 1821 code for a protein of 489 amino acids. Gene Ontology annotation, biological process: signal transduction. NCBI's taxonomy places the organism in Eukaryota, Viridiplantae, Streptophyta, Magnoliopsida, Solanales, Solanaceae.